AGCCACCCGACUCGCGAGACCUGGUCAUGGCCAACUCGAACAUGACGGGCAUGGGCACAACAGAGGGCGGGCCCGAGUUCCUUGAGGUGCAAGAGAACAGUCUUACAGACAUGCUGGUGAUCGAGCCGAGCACGACGGGCGGCGGGCCGGCGAGCGGUGGCCCGAUGAGCAAGCCUGACAUCCAUCGGAUGGGGCCGUCGCCGCUGUUGGCGCGGGCUGCAGCGUUUCUGCCGACGAUGCGUGCGGCCAACGAGGUGCUGGCGCAGCUGCCGCCCGGGGCGGCGUCGAUGGAGAUCAACGACGACAAUAACGACGAGGGGAGUCAAGGCGGCGAGGGCGAGGACAGGCAGCACAUCGAGCUAGAUCUCGGAGUGGGCGUCUUUGACGGCGCGCCGGAGGCCGUGUUGGCGUCGGGCAUGCAGGCCGUCCCGCUGCAGCCGGAGCAUCCUGCGGCGGUGACGAGCCAGGACGGGGAGGAAGGUCCUUUGAUUGCCGAAUUGGGCGCGAGCGAGUAAAGCAGGCGAGCGGAUG
This is a messenger RNA of Thecamonas trahens ATCC 50062, 531 nucleotides long. RefSeq lists its product as uncharacterized. The record is from RefSeq and is a predicted model, not a curated record. Bases 27 to 515 code for a protein of 162 amino acids. The transcript is spliced from 2 exons. NCBI's taxonomy places the organism in Eukaryota, Apusomonadida, Apusomonadidae. Gene Ontology annotation, biological process: box C/D snoRNP assembly.